Molecule: messenger RNA, 690 nt
Organism: Quercus lobata
Lineage: Eukaryota; Viridiplantae; Streptophyta; Magnoliopsida; Fagales; Fagaceae
Exons: 1
Coding region: 1-690 (229 amino acids)
Source: RefSeq, a predicted model, not a curated record
AUGUGUAGGGCCUUCCCUAUCACGCUGAAAGACCUCGUAAGGAUAUGGUCCAGCAAGCUGACGGCCAACUCCAUUAGCUCCUUCAAGGAGUUGAGCGCCCAAUUCGCUUCGCACUUCAUUGGAGGGCACAAAUACAAGAAGUCUACUACAUGUCUGAUGAACAUUAAGCAGCUGGAAGACGAGACGUUGAGGUCCUGCAUAACCCGUUUCAAUAAGAAGGCCCUCUCAACUGACGAAGCAGAUGACAAGAUACUCGUAGCAGCAAUCACUAAUGGGUUACAGAUGGGUAAGUUUCUAUUUUCUCUAUACAAGAACGAUCCCAAGACCAUGUCGAAUGUGCUUUACAGGGCCACCAAAUAUAUGAACGCGGAAGACGCAUUGCUGGCUCGUGAGAAAAAGCCCAAAAAAAGGGAAAGACAGGAGGACACACGGCAGGAUAGGGGGCGAAAAAUGGCUAGAACCGGAGAACGACAGGAUGAUAGACGCUUCAAACCCCCCACUGAGAAGUUCACAAGUUUCACCCCAUUAACUGCCCCAAUAGAUCAAGUCUUAAUGCAGAUUAAAGACAAAGGAGCCCUAACGUUCCCCGGCAAGCUGAAAGGAGAUCCUAGUAAGAGGCCAAGGGACAAGUACCGCCGCUUCCAUCAAGACCAUUGGCACGACACAGCUGACUGUUACGAUCUGAAAUAG